GUAGUAGACAAUAAUUUUCAUACAUUUGAAUUAAUUUUGUUUAUUUUUAAAUUGUGUUUUAUCAAUAAAAUAUAGUUUCCUUCUUAGUUAUUGCGGAGUUAAGUUGUUUUGUGUUCUGAAUUCUUUUCUAGUUCUUGUUUUGCGUUCCGCUCCAUGUCACUCAGAUUUCUACGUAAAAUUCGAGUUUUCUUCAAGAGUAAACCGCCGAAGCAAAAUUGGUCAGAAACUUCCGGUCAUAGUUAUUGUACCAUUGAAGGUGAAAAAAUGGACGCAGUUAAAGCUAUGAAACGCCUGGGUUACGCCUUCAACAGUGAAGGCCAGUUGCGGAAAGUUGGUGUUGAUGGACAAGUAACAGAGGAACCAUUUCAAUUCAAUGUUAGUAACCAGCACCAAGAGUGUCAGGCUCACUAUGAGGAGCUGGGCAGUGCAGUCACUGAGUAUGUGUAUCAUUUGAUGGAAACAGAAAGGAACCUGACCAGGUUGCCAGUCCCGAAAGACUCCAAUAAAGGAACAUUCAUCUUUGUAUCCAAGGAAUAUGAUCAGAAAGAUGUUUUAGUCAUACUCAUUCAUGGAUCUGGUGCUGUAAGAGCUGGACAAUGGGCUAGAUCUCUCAUCAUCAAUGAUAACUUGGACAUGGGGACCCAGCUACCAUACAUUAAAAAUGCCCAAGAUAAAGGCUAUGGGGUAAUGGUGCUAAAUCCAAAUGACAACUGUUUACCGAAUGGCCAGAAAAUCCCAAACAGUAGUUCUGGUGAAGAGCAUACUAAUUAUGUCUGGAAUAAUUAUGUGAAGAAUACGAAAGCAACGAAAAUAGCAAUAGUAGCUCAUAGUUAUGGAGGAGUACUCACUGUGACAUUGGCUGAUCAGCUCAAGAGUGAAUUUGAGAAGAGAGUGAAGGCAAUUGCAUUUACAGACUCAGUACAUGUGUACUCUAAUAUAGAAAUAACUAAGUUUAUGAAAGAGGCCGCUAGAAACUGGAUAUCAAGUCAGUCUCCAUUGGACACACCAAUGAACACUCCAGAUUAUGACAUCCCUCGUGUUUCAGCCGGCCAUCAGAAGCAUGAAAUGACAUCAUAUUCCUGUAUGGAGUCUGUGUUCAAGUUUAUUGAUGAGAAAGUUUCUCUAUAAUGUUUUGUACGCACAAUGUAUAAUUUACUGUUGUUAUAUGUAUAAGUGAACAUUUCAAUAAUGUAGCAUUUAAAUAAGAAUAUACUUUAUUUUAUG
Molecule: messenger RNA, 1224 nt
Organism: Spodoptera litura
Lineage: Eukaryota; Metazoa; Arthropoda; Insecta; Lepidoptera; Noctuidae
Product: FAM172 family protein homolog CG10038
Biological process (GO): regulatory ncRNA-mediated heterochromatin formation
Cellular component (GO): nucleus
Molecular function (GO): siRNA binding
Source: RefSeq, a predicted model, not a curated record